GGGGCCGACGAAUGCCCGCCCACAACCCUUCGCCCCACCCCUCUCAGCGCCGGGCCAGCGGAGGCGGGUCCAACCUCUGCCCUAUUGCGUGGUGGGUGACUCACAGCUUCCGCCCCUUUUCGCUCCGCUUUCUCGCGGCCGUUCGACAGCACCACGUGCCCUCCUGGCCGUUCCCCUAGCUGCCCUUUCCAACUGCCUGUUGAAGCCGCUGUAAAAUGUCGUGAGAGGCAACGCCGCUUUACGGCUGCCUCUCCCAGACCGGAGCCCCGGAGCGCCCAGAGCCGUCAGCGUGUCUCCAAGCGACGCGGCCCCGCGGACAGUGAGGAACCCGGCGCCCCGCUGCCCUCCCCGCCGCGUCCGUUCCGGCUCCGGCGAUGUGAACUCGAGGAGGCCGUGGUGCCCCCUGGCCCGGGGUUGAGACGGGCGGCAGGUGCCCGUGAGGCGGGCGGGUGCCGGGGGCCAGCAGGAUGGAGGAAAUCAUGGAAGAGGAGGCGAUGUUCGAGGCGAUGAUGGACGACCAGAACCACAACAACUGGGAGGCCGCCGUGGACGGCUUCCGGCAGCCCCCGCCGCCCCCGCCGCCCCCCUCGUCGAUCCCAGUCCCUGCCCGAGAGCCUCCGGGGGGGCAGCUGCUGGCGGUGCCCGCGGUCUCUGUGGACAGGAAGGGCCCCAAGGAGGGGCUCCCGAUGGGGCCGCCGCCACCGCCGGAGGCCAAUGGGGUGAUCAUGAUGUUGAAGAGCUGCGACGCGGCCGCCGCCGUGGCCAAGGCGGUUCCCGCCCCCACCCCUAGCUCCACCAUCAACAUCAACACCUCCACCUCCAAGUUCUUAAUGAAUGUUAUAACUAUUGAAGAUUAUAAGAGCACAUACUGGCCAAAAUUGGAUGGUGCCAUAGAUCAACUUUUAACCCAGAGUCCUGGUGACUAUAUCCCCAUAUCUUAUGAACAGAUAUACAGUUGUGUGUAUAAAUGUGUAUGCCAGCAGCACUCGGAACAGAUGUAUAGUGAUCUGAUUAAAAAGAUAACUAAUCACUUAGAGAGAGUCUCGAAGGAGCUGCAGGCCAGCCCUCCAGAUCUCUAUAUUGAAAGGUUUAAUAUAGCUCUUGGACAAUAUAUGGGAGCAUUGCAGAGCAUUGUGCCUCUUUUCAUAUAUAUGAAUAAGUUUUACAUCGAAACCAAGCUUAACAGAGACUUAAAAGAUGACCUUAUAAAGCUGUUUACGGAACAUGUUGCAGAAAAGCACAUUUACAGCCUAAUGCCUUUACUUUUAGAAGCCCAGUCAACACCAUUUCAGGUCACACCUUCAACUAUGGCAAAUAUUGUGAAAGGCCUAUAUACUCUCAGACCAG
Molecule: messenger RNA, 1347 nt
Organism: Carlito syrichta (Philippine tarsier)
Lineage: Eukaryota; Metazoa; Chordata; Mammalia; Primates; Tarsiidae
Gene: CACUL1
Product: CDK2 associated cullin domain 1
Exons: 6
Biological process (GO): ubiquitin-dependent protein catabolic process
Molecular function (GO): ubiquitin protein ligase binding
Source: RefSeq, a predicted model, not a curated record